GCACUCUGAGAAUCUCUAACCUGACAGAGAGCGACUCAGCUGUGUACAAGUUCAUGUUCACAACAAACCAACCUCGAUGGAGUUUUGGUGGUUCAGCUGGAGUCACUCUGUCUGUCACAGACCCUCAGCUCCAGGUACAUGUGAGGAGAUCAACAGCCAAUCCAUCUUCUACCUGGACAGAGCUGACCUGUCACAGCAGCUGUCAGCUCCCUGAUCAUCUUUCCUACGUUUGGUACAAUAACAAUAAACCUGUUGGACGAAAAAAAUACUUUCACCUCCGACACUUAAAUUCUGAAGACAGCUUUCACUGUGCUAUAGAAGGACAGGAGCGUUUCCCUUCUCCUACAUUGUAUGCUCCAAAGGUUCCCUCUGUGUCAGUGAGUCCCUCUGGUGAGAUCAUGGAGGGCAGCUCAGUGACUCUGACCUGCAGCAGUGAUGCUAACCCAGCAGCUCACUACACCUGGUACAAGAGAAGUGGAGACAAACAAGUUCAACGUCUCAGUGAAGAGACACAAUUUGUCCUCAGCUCCAUCCGGUCGUCAGACUCUGGAGAGUAUUACUGCACAGCUGAGAAUGAGCUGGAAAGGAGUUCAGCAAACAUCUUUAUUACUGUGACAUACGCUCCAAAGCCUCCCUCUGUGUCAGUGAGUCCCUCUGGUGAGAUCAUAGAGGGCAGCUCGGUGACUCUGACCUGCAGCAGUGAUGCUAACCCAGCAGCUCACUACACCUGGUACAAGGAGAACCGAGCUCUGCUUCAAGGACCAGAGGGCGUUUAUCGUCUCUCCUCCAUCAGCUCUGGGGACAGCGGGGUCUACUCCUGCAAGUCUGAGAAUCAGUACGGACGGAUCACCUCCAUGUCUCUACACUUAGACGUCCAGUACGCUCCAAAGCCUCCCUCUGUGUUAGUGAGUUCCUCUGGUGAGAUCAUGGAGGGCAGCUUGGUGACUCUGACCUGCAGCAGUGAUGCUAACCCAGCAGCUCACUACACCUGGUACAAGGAGGACGAGGACUCACCAACAGCAUCAGGACAAAUCUUCACCAUCACUAAUAUCACAGCUGAACAUGGUGGAAAGUAUCAGUGUGAGGCCCAGAACACACAUGGACGUAGUAAGGCCACCUUACACCUGACUGUUGGAGCAGAGAAGUCAGUGAUAAUCAUGAAUACCAUCAGGAGCACUCUGGUGGUCGUGCUGGUUCCAGUGCUUGUCUGGAUUCUGUGGACGAGGAUGAAGAAAACUCUGAGCUUGAAAUCAGAAGUGAAUGAAGCUGUGGAGAUGAUAGAGUUAGACAACUGUCCUGAGUAUGAUGACGUCACUGCUGCAGCACAGACAGAAGACACAGAGGAGCAGGAAGACCUGGUGUGAAGCCUUAGGUGCACUGUGAUUGGUUGAUGGAAGUAUUUAGGAGGAAACAGGAAGUAUCUGUCUCUCCAUCCCUGGUUGCAGCAGCAGCAGUUUGCAUGACCUUUAGAGCAAGAGUAUUGUUGUGUUGUGUCUUUUCUUUUUCUUUUCUGAUGGGUCCAGUCGUCCAGUUUUCACAGCUUUAUUUCUGUGAGCUUUAGUUCUGAUGUUGGUUUAGGUUGAAGGAAGAUCCUCAGAUCCUACGACCCUUUGUGGGUUGGUGUGUUGGGUUUUCCUUCUUUUGUCCAUUCUGCCGGCCUGUUGUUGAAGUUGUUGUCUUUUCUGCAAUAAAUUGAUUUUUUUUAUGCUGUUACCCUUUGAACUAUGUUGGACGUCUUGGGGAUGAAAUUUUGAGGCUGUGGUAACACCAUGUGACUCAUGUUGUGUCUUAUAUGUGAUAUUAAUGUGGUUAUUACAUGGAUAAUGAAUUAUUAUGUAUCGUGAUUUAUUGAUUCUUUCUUAAAUAAAUGUUUUGGUCUUUUGUUUUCACUCCUUA
Messenger RNA from Pleuronectes platessa (European plaice), 1896 nucleotides. Its product is annotated as B-cell receptor CD22. The record is from RefSeq and is a predicted model, not a curated record. The transcript has 9 exons. The coding region runs from base 54 to 1364 and encodes 436 amino acids. NCBI's taxonomy places the organism in Eukaryota, Metazoa, Chordata, Actinopteri, Pleuronectiformes, Pleuronectidae.